CAACAGCAAGACACUCGCCAGCGAACAGAUUAAAACCGCGACGAUAGUUAGCCCGUAUUCUAGUCGUCACGCCCAUACGCGCAAAAAUUCGAUAACCCUGCCACCCUAAACCAAGACAACCACACCAAGUGCUGAUCCCAUCGGCCAGUCCGCGCAACCCAACAAGGCUAGGACCGGGCUACCGACAGUCUCGAAGACAGUGAAGGAUUCGAACACAAACAACACAAGAAAAGAAGAUGGCUGGAAAGAAGGGUCAGGACAAUAGCAAGAAGGCGGCCGGCCAGGCGCGCAAGGCCGACGCUGCGGCCCAGAAGGCUGCUGCCGAAGACGCAAAGAAGGCCGCUGCCGAAGCCGCCGACCUAGUGUUCGGUUCCACGUUACUCUGCCGAUUUUGUUUACCGGUCCGUUCUUUGGCCCUUGUCGUCGGCCUUCCGACGCUACAUGAGGAGAGGGGGCUGUAUCCUCGCUCAACAGCAGGCUCCGUGCCCCCGUGCGACAUCUCAUGCCUCCAUAUCUCGGCCCCUACAUGCCUUCAAAGUCUCGCCUUGUCCAUCGAGGCACCCUUGCCCUUGUUCGCCACUCCUUACACAAACACUUCCCUCCGUCAGGAACGCCGGGCUUCCGUUUGGCUCACUUAUCCAAUGUGCACUAUCACAGGCCCUUGCGCGACUGCAAAGUCACCUUCGAUGCGCUCUCCCUACAGUACGGGAAAGACACAUACGCUGGUUGGGUGGGGAGAGUGGAGGAGUCUGAUGGCGACGUGCAAAGCGCGCACAUUUGCACAGAUGGACCAUGACAUUCGCGACAAAGUUAACCCGAAUAUUGGUACUGACCACGAGCUAUCUUACAGGGAAGUCGAAGCCGCGAAAAAGGCCGAGGCGGCGCGCAAGAAGGCAGAGAGAGAGGCACUUCUGAAGGAGGAAGAGAAGAAUACCCCGGGGCGUACGCAACCCAAGAAUGCAAAGACGGCGGUCAGGAAGACAAGGGGUCUUGACCUGUCACAGCUGGACGAUGACGGCAGUGGCCCUCUUGCGACUCUUAACGCAUCGGGUAUUGACAACGCUCUGGAUGCGUUGUCGUUAACCGCAUCUUCAGCCGUUGACAAGAUUGACCGGCAUCCCGAGAGACGCUUCAAGGCAGCAUAUGCGGCGUUUGAGGAACGACGACUUGCAGAGAUGGAGAAGGACGGCAGUGGCCAAGGUUUGCGCCUGAACCAGAAGAAGGAGAAGAUCAAGAAGGAGUUCGAGAAGCACCCAGACAACCCUUUCAACCAGGUGACUGCGCGCUACGACGCCUCCAGGGAAGAGUUGGCCCAACUCAAGGAGCAGGAACGUACCAAGAUCGAGGCCCGACUUGGGUCCAGACGUUAAGCUACCGCGCAAGCUCUUGGGUGCGGACGUAUCGUUUCCCCAUCCAACGGACACAUUGAUAUCUUCCGGCUCUCGUACGGUUUCUUGCAAUGGCUAUGGGCAGGAACUCGCGAAGCUGCGCCGGGUCUUCUCAUCUGCUCCCUGUUCAGGCUAAAUGGUUUUGCUUGCUGUAUACGAAGACACCGCACGGGCUCGAGCACGUCGUAUUCACGACAGCAUACAGACUGGUCGUUAUAAGGGUAGUUG
Molecule: messenger RNA, 1616 nt
Organism: Neurospora tetrasperma FGSC 2508
Lineage: Eukaryota; Fungi; Ascomycota; Sordariomycetes; Sordariales; Sordariaceae
Exons: 3
Coding region: 237-1370 (377 amino acids)
Biological process (GO): transcription by RNA polymerase II
Cellular component (GO): nucleus
Molecular function (GO): transcription coactivator activity
Source: RefSeq, a predicted model, not a curated record